GAGGAGUAGUAGACAUGUGCUCUUCUUCCUCGAUUGUUUAAUACAUUUACAUUUUGUCUUUCUUCCCUUCCAGAAUUCUAUAUCAUUUGACAAUAUACUAUUCAGGGCUCGGGGACGCGGACUGCGAAAUCUUUAGCAACUCGAGACGGUAUCUAUUGUCCCCAUUUUUUGCACACUUUUUUUUCCCCCCCUUUGGAGACCAGAGCCCCGAUAUAAAACGUCAUUUUGCCGUCACGCCAAUCAGACAAAUCAAAACCCUCGAUCCACCAUCUCUAUUCUCUUUUGUCAUAGAUAAAUAGUCCACAUCCGUGUGGCGUGUCGACCUCACAGAAUUGGGGGGCUUUCUCAGACAAGGCUCUGAAAGGGGAGAGAACCAGUCGGGUUAGCUGAUAUGGCUGAGGAUCACUCUCAACGCAACUGGCGGGCGACAGCAGACGACGCGCAACAGAGCAGCGGUGGAAUCAACAGCGGUGGAAUAGGUUCGCACAGCGACGACAGCGACCGGCUCGAACAACCAGUACAAGAAAAGGAGGCUGAAAUACCCAUAUCUCAAUAUUUCGAUCCCAAUUCAAGCCACGGGCAGAAGGAAAUGGGAGCCAACCCCGAAGGCGGGCCGUCGAGGACGGACUCAGCCUUGACCAGGCACGACACCGUCACGACCAGCAGAACCAUCACUCUUGACCGCCAGCCCAGCCUGACCAACACGGUGUCGCGAGUGCCCACGGCGACGAAACCGCCGACCUUCUCCACGGCGCACGAGAUCCUCUUCAUCGCCGUCAUCAGCUCGGCACAGCUCCUGACCCAGUCAGCGCUGGCGCAGUCCAUCGCCCCCUUGCACGUCAUCGGCCGCACCUUCAACACCACCAACCCAGGCCAACUGUCGUGGCUCGCGGCCGGCUACUCCCUGACCGUGGGGACGUUCAUCCUCCCCGCGGGCAGAUGGGGGGACCUGUACGGACACAAGCGGCUCUUCAUCGGCGGCUACUUCUGGUUCGCCGUGUGGUCUAUGGUCGCCGGCUUCGCGGCCUUCUCGCGCUCCCUGAUUUUCUUCGCCUUCUGUCGCGGCAUGCAAGGCAUCGGCCCCGCCAUCUUGCUCCCUAACGGCAUCGCCGUGCUGGCCCGCACGUAUCCGCCCGGGAAAAAGAAGAACAUGGUGCUCAGCAUCUUCGGCGCCACCGCGCCCGUGGGCUUCGUCGUCGGCGCCGUCUUCUCGGGCAUCUUCGCUCAGUUCGUCUGGUGGCCCUGGGCAUACUGGGUCUUGGCCAUGGUGCUGGCCCUGCUCGGGGUCUUGGUCAUCUUCGUCGUCCCUGCCAUGCCGGUCGCGGGGCCGUCGGCGACUUUCCACGAGCUGGACGCCACCGGCACCGUGCUCGGGGUGCUGGGUCUGAUUUUCUUCAACUUUGCCUGGAACGAAGGUCCCGCGGCUGGAUGGGGCAAGGUUUAUGUUUAUGUCCUGCUGAUCGUCGGCGUGGUGUUGCUGGUCGCUUUCUUCUGGUUUGAGAAGAAGAGGGCCACGUUCCCGUUGCUGCCCAUGUCGUCGUUCACAAUGGACACAAAUCUUGUUUUCGGAUGCGAAGCACUGGGUUGGAGUUCGUUUGGGGUCUGGGUAUUCUAUCUAUGGCAAUUUCUGGAGCUCGAAAGGGGUCAAUCCAUUCUGCUCUCAGCUGCCCAGCUCGUUCCAACGGCAUUGUCCGGAUGCAUGGCAGCGAUAACCACCGGGCUUUUGAUCGCCAAAAUGCAGCCGGGAUGGAUCAUGCUCAUCAGCAUCAGUGCGUUCUUGACCGGAAUGAUCCUGCUUGCCACAAUGCCGGUGCACCAGACCUACUGGGCGCAAACUUUCGUAGCGACCGUCAUCACUCCCUGGGGCAUGGAUAUGUCGUUCCCGUCCGGAAAUAUUGUGCUGUCUGACCAUAUGCCGCCCGAGCACCAAGGACUGGCGGCAUCCCUUAUCAACACGGUCAUCAAUUAUAGUAUUUCAAUCGGCUUGGGCAUGGCGGGCACUGUUGAAGUAAAUGUGAACUCCGGCGGCCGUAACCAGCUGCAAGGCUAUCGUGGAGCUUGGUAUCUGGCAAUUGGAUUUGACGGACUGGGCAUCUUGUGCGCCAUAUGUCUGAUUCUUUCUUGGAGAGCGCGGGUCAAGGGUAAACAAAAGGUCAACAAUCAGAAGGAGGUGGACUUGGCGUAAUCUAGUGUUUUCAAUUGUUUAGCUGUCAACAGCUCCAUCCAAGUCCUUGGUCAGCUGCAACUUGGUCCAGUUCCGUCAUACCGUCACCAG
This is a messenger RNA of Cladophialophora immunda, 2275 nucleotides long. RefSeq lists its product as uncharacterized. NCBI's taxonomy places the organism in Eukaryota, Fungi, Ascomycota, Eurotiomycetes, Chaetothyriales, Herpotrichiellaceae. Bases 392 to 2185 code for a protein of 597 amino acids. Gene Ontology annotation, biological process: transmembrane transport. The transcript is spliced from 3 exons. The record is from RefSeq and is a predicted model, not a curated record. Gene Ontology annotation, cellular component: membrane. Gene Ontology annotation, molecular function: transmembrane transporter activity.